Cajanus cajan (pigeon pea) is the source of this 4300-nucleotide messenger RNA. Its product is annotated as putative disease resistance RPP13-like protein 1. Gene Ontology annotation, molecular function: ADP binding; protein binding. The record is from RefSeq and is a predicted model, not a curated record. Lineage: Eukaryota; Viridiplantae; Streptophyta; Magnoliopsida; Fabales; Fabaceae.
UCUUCCCUUCUCUCUCCUCCAUUAAGAUCCUUUUGACUCCUCGAGUAGUUUGAACCAAGCGGAACCUCAGAGUAUCUGACACGGUAAGUAAGUGAGAAAAUGUGAACAGAUACUCUGCAGUUUGCUGUUGACCAGGUACUCCAAUCUCUAUCCUAUUCCAACCAGAUUCACAUUACUGUUUUGGUAGGUAGCUAGUUUUCUAAGCUUCGUUUCUACAGUGUGCUAUCUAAGCUCCCUCCAUCUUCUCCUUUUACUCAAUAAUAUGUCCAAGUUAGGGCUGGACUUGGAAAGUUUUCUCAAUAGACUUUGUCAAGAGUUUCAAUAACUCGGAUGUUAUGCUGAAAAUUAGACUGUGGAUCAUUUUCAUUUUGUUUAGUUUAGAAGGGGUUUGAGGGGUGAACCUGUUGAUUGUAAAGUGACUCAUGGCAGCAGGGGUAGUUGGUGGGGCAUUUCUCUCGGCCUCCCUUCAAGUGACUUUUGACAGGUUGGCUUCAAGAGACAUCUUAAACUACUUCCAUGGAAGGAAACUCAAAGAUGAGAUGCUCAAAAAGCUAGGAAUUGCAUUGAACUCUAUCAACCAAGUGUUGGAGGAUGCAGAGGAAAGGCAGUAUAGAAGCCCUAAUGUGAUGAAAUGGCUUGAUGAGCUUAAAGAGGCUAUAUAUGAGGCAGAGUUGCUUUUUGAUGAAGUUGCUACCGAAGCAUUGCGACUGAAGCUGGAAGCUCAAUUUCAGCCUGCUACUAGCAAGGUGCGAGGAUUCCUCACAGCUUUUAUUAAUCCAUUUGACAAAGAAAUUGCAUCUAGGGUUAAAGAAGUAUUAGAGAACAUAAAAUAUUUGGCUGAACAAACGGAUAUGCUAGGAUUGAGAAAGGGAACUUGUGCUGGCCAUGAAGUUGGAUCCAGUUGGAAACUCUCCAACAGAUUGCCAACUACAUCCUUGGUGGAUGAAUCUAGCAUAUGUGGUAGAGAGGGUGAUAAAGAGAAAAUAAUCAAAAUUUUAGUUUCAGAUAAUGUCACAUGCAAUCAAGUGCCAAUUAUUAGUAUAGUGGGCUUGGGAGGGAUCGGUAAGACCACCCUUGCUCAGCUUGUGUAUAAUGACCAAAAGAUACUGGACCAAUUUGACCUUAAAGCUUGGGUCUAUGUUUCACAAGAUUUUGAUGUUGUUGCUGUCACAAAAGCAAUUCUAAAGGCACUUGGGUCAUUAUCUGAGGAAGAAAGAGACUUGAAUUUGCUUCAAAUUGAACUGAAGCAGAGGCUGAUGGGGAAGAAAUUUUUGCUUGUUUUAGAUGAUGUUUGGAAUGAAAACUAUUCGAGUUGGGAGGCACUACAAAUCCCCUUCAUUUUUGGAUCUUCAGGAAGUAGGAUUCUUGUUACCACACGUACUAAGAAGGUAGCAUCAGUCAUGAACUCCUCCCAAUUACUUCAUUUAAAGCCAUUGGAGAAAGAAUAUAGUUGGAAGCUGUUUGCUAAUUUUGCAUUUCAUGACAAGGAUACCAGAAAAUAUCCAAAUCUUGUAUCAGUUGGCAGUAAAAUUGUGGAGAAGUGUGGAGGAUUGCCUUUAGCUAUAAGAACAUUGGGAAAUAUCUUGCGAGCAAAAUUUUCCCAUUACGAAUGGGUUAAGAUAUUGGAAAGUGAUAUAUGGCACUUACCAGAGAAUGAUAGCAGUAUUAAUCCCGCUUUGAGAUUGAGUUACCACAAUCUUCCUUCCUAUCUGAAGCGCUGUUUUGCUUAUAGCUCCAUAUUUCCAAAAGGUUAUGAGUUUGAUAGCGAUCAGUUAAUCAAGUUGUGGAUGGCAGAAGGUUUCUUGAGUUGCUGCCAAAUAAGCAAGAGUGAAGAAGAGUUAGGUAGUGAGUUCUUUAAUGAACUAGUGGCAAGGUCAUUUUUCCAACAAUCAAGACGCCAUGGUUCUCGCUUCACUAUGCAUGAUCUUCUUAAUGACUUGGCAAAAUCUGUGUCAGGAGAUUUUUGUUUACAAAUUGAGGGUAAUUUGGUGCAAGAUAUACCUAAUAGAACGCUUCAUAUUUCAUGCGCUCACAAAUUUAACCUUGAUAUAUUUUUGGAGCAUAUUUGCAAGUGUAACAGAUUGCGUUGUCUUAUGGCACUUGAAUCAUGUGAAUUUGGCAGGGGAGACUUGAUGAACAGCAAUGCACAACGUGUUUUGUUUUCUAGAAUUAAAUAUUUGUGUGUGUUAUCCUUCAACAAUUGUCUUCUCACAGAGUUAGUUGAUGAGAUAAGCAAUUUAAAGCUUUUGCGCUAUCUAGACCUUUCAAACACCAAGAUUAAAAAGUUGCCUGACUCCAUUUGUAUGCUGCAUAAUUUGCAGACACUAUUACUAGAAUGGUGCUAUCAUUUGACAGAGCUCCCCUUAGAUUUUCACAAACUUGUUAAUUUGCGUCAUCUUGAUGUGCGUAUGAGUGGAAUAAAUAAAAUGCCAAAGCACAUAGGAGGGCUGAUACAUCUUAAAACCCUGACUUGUUUUUACAUCAGCAAGCUUAGUGGGUUUGAUAUUAAGGAGUUGGGGAAUCUCAACCAUCUUCAAGGAACACUCUCAGUGUUGAAGUUAGAAAAUGUCACUGAUCCUGCAGAUGCCAUGGAGGCUAAUAUGAAUGAUAAAAAGCAUUUAGAAGAAUUGGUGUUGAAUUGGGGUGACAAAUUUGGAAGGUGCAAUGAAAAUGAAGACUCAAUAACGGAAAGGCAUGUGUUGGAGGCUCUUCAACCAAAUGGGAACUUGAAAAGGCUUACUGUUUUACGUUAUGAUGGAACUAGCUUUCCAAGUUGGUUUGGUGGAUCUCAUUUACCCAAUUUAACAUCCAUUUCAUUGACUAAAAGUAAAUUCUGUUUUAUGUUGCCACCAUUUGGGAAGCUCCCCUCUCUGAAGGAGCUCUCUAUUUCAUGCUUUUACUCAGUAGAGGUCAUUGGUCCGGAGUUUUAUGGUAAAGAUUCCUCAAAUACUCCAUUCAAAUCUCUUGAAAUUCUGAAGUUCGAGGAAAUGAGUGCAUGGAAAGAAUGGUGCAGUUUUGAAGGUGAGGGUUUGUCUUGUCUUAAAGAGCUUUCCAUAAAGCGCUGUCCUUGGUUGAGAAGGGCCCUGCCUCAACACCUUCCUUGUUUGCAGAAAUUGGAAAUUUGUGAGUGCCAACACUUAGAGGAUUCACUUCCUGAGGCUGCAGGUAUUCAUGAGCUAGUGUUGCGUGGAUGUGAGAAGUUUUUGCUGAAAGAUUUGUCAUCCAGCUUGAAAAAGGCCACAAUUUGUGGAACUCGUGUCAUUGAGUCCUCCCUCGAGCAAAUUCUGCUCCUUAAUGCCUUUCUUGAAGAGUUGAAAUUACAUGACUUCGAUGGUCCAAAUCUAAAAUUGUCCUCUUUGGAUAUGCAUAGACAAGAUUCUCUUAGCACUCUUACUAUAACAAGCUGGUACUCCUCCUCGUUGCCUUUUGCACUAGACAUGUUUGCCAAUCUUCAUUCUCUACAUUUCUAUGAUUGUCCACAGCUUGAGUCAUUUCCAGAGGGGGGUUUGCCUUCAAGCCUGUGCAAACUCGAAAUUGAGGAUUGCCCCAAACUGGUUGCAUCUAGGGAGGAGUGGGGAUUGUUCAAACUUCAUUCUUUGAAAGAGUUGAGGAUUAGUGAUGACUUUGAAAAUGUGGAGUCUUUCCCAGAGGAGGGGUUGCUACCACCCACUCUCAGUGAUCUAUAUUUAAUUGGAUGUUCAAAGCUAACAACAACAAAGUUUUCUCCACCUCAAAUCUCUCAAAUCCUUCUAUAUUCUAAUAUGCCCUCGUCUUGAGUGCUUGCCAGAAGAAGAUUUUCCAAACUCUCUUUCUGCUUUGUUCAUUCUUAGUUGCCCUUUACUUGAGCAGCGGUACCAAAAGGGUGGAGAGCAUUGGCAUAAAAUUCACCACAUCCCUUCUGUGAUGAUUAACAGCUGAAACAUGCAGCACAUUCAUCCGUUUGUUGAUAUCCACUUUUUUGGCAAACAUUUGCGAGUUCCUUUUGGUGGAGAUGAAAAAUAUAUCUCUCCUACCAUAAUAUAUCAUGAUGGGAUUUCUUGUCUGUUCUUAAUUUACAGAUGCAUAUUAUAUAUUAGAGGAACCAUUAUGGGUUAUAGCUUUUUGUCUUCAUAAGUGACCGUGAAAUCUUUCAAACUCAACCUAGAGGAACCAUGCCUCAGUAUCUUUCAACUAUUGUGGUUUAUUUGGUAAAAAAAUAGAAUCUAUUAUCUAUUAUAAAAUAGUAAAUAUGAAGCGUGGGAUAUGACGUCAUGUACUUUAUAAACAAUUUUAUCACAUGAACAAAACUUCUUACAUGUUA